AUGAACAACCAGCCACACCUCGACCUCCUCCACUUCCAACCCUACAUCCCCCGCCCAACAGCAAACGAGCUAUUCAAAUUCCUCCGUCGCGAACUCCCCUUCUACCGCGUUCAGUACACAGCACGACGCGGCGACAUCGAAACGCAAAUCAAUACACCACGAUGGACAACAGUCUUUGGAGUCGAUGAGACAUCGACAUUCAUCCAAGAACAAGACAACAACCCCAACAGCCUCAUUCUACUAGAAACAAAGUCGAAAACCCCAAUCCCGAAAACAAAAUACCAGUGCACGCCGCGCCCAAUCCCAGCUUGUCUUGAUCUGCUGCGGAGACAGGUCGAAGCAGCGAAUGCAAAUGCAAACGCAGAUAAUACAACCUCCGGCUACAAUUUCUGCUUGGUAAAUUACUACGCCAGCGGAGAUGACAGUAUCGCAUUCCACUCUGAUGACGAGCGCUUCCUCGGACCCGAGCCGAACAUCGCCUCGCUGUCGCUGGGCGGCGAGCGAGAUUUUCUAAUGAAGCAUAAGCCUUUGGUGUCCGGGGGAAUUGUAAAGCGGACGGCGGGUGGAUGCGUGCCUAGUGCUGCAGACGCAAUGUCCGGGCCGGGUGGUACCAGUGCGACGCAGGCGAGUUGUACGGUUUCGGGUGGGACAUUGAAUACCGUCUCUUCUCCUGGAUCCAGGCCUGCUGCUACGGUGCCACUGCAGCAGAUCAAGAUGAGUCUUGGGUCAGGCGACAUGGUUGUUAUGCGCGGGGCGACGCAGUCGAAUUGGUUGCAUAGUAUUCCUAAACGGAAGGGGAAAGCUGGGGAGGCGACGAGGGGGCGGAUUAAUAUUACCUUUCGGCGGGCUGUUGUUCCUGGCGGGACAAAUAAUUAUUAUCAUUAUAAUGUUGGUAGUGGGGGGAUGUAUCAGUGGGACGAGGUUGCGAGGGAGAUGGUUCUGCGGGAUAGGAAGGCAUAG
Messenger RNA from Penicillium samsonianum, 960 nucleotides. RefSeq names its product Oxoglutarate/iron-dependent dioxygenase. The record is from RefSeq and is a predicted model, not a curated record. The transcript has a single exon. Bases 1 to 960 code for a protein of 319 amino acids. Gene Ontology annotation, biological process: DNA repair. Lineage: Eukaryota; Fungi; Ascomycota; Eurotiomycetes; Eurotiales; Aspergillaceae.